Pararge aegeria (speckled wood butterfly) is the source of this 1038-nucleotide messenger RNA. It is a transcript of the gene Eip63F-1, whose product is annotated as calcium-binding protein E63-1. NCBI's taxonomy places the organism in Eukaryota, Metazoa, Arthropoda, Insecta, Lepidoptera, Nymphalidae. The transcript has 7 exons. The coding region runs from base 80 to 742 and encodes 220 amino acids. Gene Ontology annotation, molecular function: calcium ion binding; enzyme regulator activity. The record is from RefSeq and is a predicted model, not a curated record.
UCGUUCCGCCAGUUCUGCCGGCACGCGGACUCUAGGCGCUGGCGGCAGUGCUCUGCCGACCGCCGGGGCACACCGCGCCAUGGAGCGUGCGAGCGGCAGCCCGCCGCAAACUCCUCCGGCCGCGCAAUCCGGCUUCGGUGCCUUCUGCAAUGCGAUCUCUGAAACUUUCUCGGGCAUGGCAACCACAUCAAGAAGUAGGAGAAAGCAGGAUGACGAGAAGAAGAAUAAGAAAAAACAGUCGCCAGUUGACGACCGGCCGUCUGUACCUUCCCCCAGUGAAGCUAUGCUUCAAAAUCUCAGGACAGCAUUCGGCUUGUUGGACCGGGAUAGCGAUGGACACAUAACCCCUGCUGAGCUGCAGUUCAUGCUGCGUAACCUUGGCAUUGAGGUCAGCGAUGAUCUCAUAGCAGACCUUAUUAAAGACGCCAGUAAAACUGGAAGUGUAAUAAUUGAUGAAAAUGAAUUCAUGCAGUGGGUGACCAAGAUUCAAGCUCUGCAAGGAAUGGAUGUUACAACAAGUGGAGGUGAUUCAGAGGAAGAAAUCACGAGAGAUUUACUCGCGGCUUUCAAAGUUUUCGACCGCGACGAUAACGGCUACAUAACGCGAGACGAGCUCCGCACGGCGCUCGAGAUGAUAGGCGAACCGGUAACGGACGCGCAACUAAACCAAGUGCUGGCCCUCGGCGACAUCGAUCGCGACGGCCGGAUUGACUAUGAAGAAUUCGUGAAGAUGCUGCUGUAAUAUACCGCAAACCGAAGAAAGACCUCACUAGAUGUAAUGAGAUAGGAUAUAAAAGGGCUGAUGACUUUUGUCUUCGUGUUUUGCCGGCGCUGCGCCAUAGAUUUGUUAACUGUUAGAUGUUUAAGUACUUAUAAUAUUAUUGUAAUUGGAUAAAUUAUCCAAAUUAUUGAUAGGUUAAUGUAAUUAUAUAUAUUUAUAGUUUAUCAUAUAUACCAUGUACUUAGCUGUAUACCGAUCGCAACAAAUAAACGCUUCUUUUGUCUUGCAUGGGUUACCUUGGCAAAUUUUUUUUCGAU